CCAAACAAGAGUCUCGAGCGCUCGUGGGCGGACGAGCGCUGCCUUUACUCGCACUUAAUUCCGUGUUUCUGUGAGUGAUUUGCUGUGUAGCGGCGCCCCACGCAGCCAGAGUGGCGGUGAAGUUGUUCCCCGAGGAUGACGAUGUUUCCUAGAGUAGGGGAGAAGCGGAGGAUCGACGACAUCGGCUUGGAGGACGAGGAAGCCAUCGGGGGCCUGUGCAGACUGAGCGGACGACCCGUAUCUCCCAAGACGGCGAUGGAGCAGGAGAAACGCAUCCGGCGGGAGAUCGCCAACAGCAAUGAGCGGCGGCGCAUGCAGAGCAUCAACGCGGGCUUCGCCUCCCUCAAGACGCUGCUGCCCCAUCACGAGGGGGAGAAGCUGAGCAAGGCGGCGAUCCUCCAGCAGACGGCCGAGUAUAUCUAUCAGCUGGAGCAGGAGAAGACUCGCCUGCUGUCCCAGAACUGCCAGCUGAAGCGGCUCCUCAACCACCAGCAGCACCAUGCGGACGCCGAGGGAAGCCCAGCAGGAGGCGAGAGCCCAUGCGAUGAUGGUAGUACCGGCGGUGAGGUAGUAGUGAGCACGCAGGUGGAUGGAGGAGGAGGAGCUGAGGAACUGCGGCGGGAGAUGAUUGACCUGAGAAUGCAGCUGGACCGGGAGCGUCGCCACCGUCUGUCCCUCGAGGAGCACAUUCGCACCCUCGAGGCUCCUAGUGGUGGCUUCCCCGAGCGUGUGAAGGAAGUGUCCUCCCACCCCACCUCUAAGGCGGACCUGCGGGAACCCAAGGUGGAGACUACACCAGUGCCAGUGACUGUGCCUCCAGGCCAGGUAACAAGCGUGGUGGAAGUGACCACCACCCCACGGACUCCUGUCAGCACCACCAGCAUUAAGAGUGAGCCACUCAGCCCCGCCACCAAUAACCAGCUUCACCCUACAACACCAGCACACACUGCUGCCAUUGCCCCUCCCACCACCACCACCCCUUCAGUGGCCCCACAGGUUGUAUCAACCACCACCACAACUACCACAGUCAUAGGCCAGUCACCACACCGACACCAGACGGCAACCGUCCUUAACCGGCAGCCCCUGAACCCCAACGGACACAACAACCAGAUCCUCCCUGUGGUGUCUGCCAGCCCUGCCACCACCAUUGUCACUGUCGUCCCCUCAGCCAAGGGUGGUGUGGAUGCACUCCCUUCAGUAUUUGAGGCCCUGACAGCCUCUGGAAGGUUUGGGGCCAAGGUGGAGGUGGAGCCGGCUCCUCGUGUUCCUUCCCCGGAGACCACCAUUGAGUAUGUGGACGAUAGCAAAAACCACACUGUUUACAUUGUGAAUUCAACCAAUGCGGCAUGCCAGAAAUCACUAGACACCAUCUGUGAGGCCAUCAGACAUCUGGAGGGUGACCACAUGUUCCAAACAGAGGAUCAACACCCACGCAUAGAGGAGGAGAUCAUCACUGAUGAGACACUCACCAUUGAGGACCAUGUGGGGGAGCAGGUCACCUUGGCAGAGGAGGAGCCCAUCACCCUCCACAUGGUGGGGGAGCCUCAGGAGGUUCCGCUGGAGCUCACCACCACCCAUCGCCCCAACAACACUCCGCAUUCCCGGUUGGCACCCCAACAAGCAGCCACCAUCAGCUUGAACGCCAACACUGGGGGACGGUUGGUAUCUCACCCUGGUACUCGGCUACCCCAGGCGUCAGCAACCCUUGAGGCUGUGCCUGUGUGCAGCAUCUCCACCACCACCUCUUCCCCCUCCUCCACAUUACUACAACCCUCAAGACCAGGAGUAAUUGUAGUGAAGCACCCCUAAAGUUCUUCUGACCUUCUGGGCAGGUCGACUGUGUUAAUACGUUAAGGAGAGUAAGCUAAGCUACCUUUGACCAGUGGUGUUUUUCUACCCACAGCUGUGGGUGGCAGAACGUUCUUGUCUGGCCGAGUUUGUUAAGAACAGAGCCCGUUGCCACCACUCCUGCAAUGCCACCAGUGCAAGGUCGGAGGGGAGAAAAACCCAUAUUGUAAAGCUUGUACAUAGUGUCUUCGGUGUAUAAAGUAUAGACUGUUAAGAGAACCAGGAGAUGUGACAGCUCACUCUGUGCAUAUCGUGAGUGGCUGGCACCAUCGUUCCAGGUGUCACUGUCAGCUUGGUUGCUACUCUGCUUGGAGGAAAACUUAUCGCCACAUUUUAUAUGUAGUCUCUGGGCAGGGCUUUGGUUUCACUGGUCCCACAGGCAGCAUGAUGGCAUGGGAGACUCAGGCAUUCAGCUCUCACGCUUCUAUUUUUUUUUUCUUUUAUUUGGAAGGAACUAACAAAUGUUUUUUUAUGUGUAAUAUGGAAAUAUUAUUUAAGCUGAAUUUUGUUGAUAUGUAAUUGUUUAGCACAAAGACUGGUACUCUGAAGGUGGGAGUUAAAGAUAAAGUAAAAGAUCAGUAUGUAUAACAUUAUCUGGUCAUAAAAGCUUCAAUUUUCAAAAGUAAACUAACACAAGUUUAUAAAAAGUUUCAUAUUUCUAAUAUGAAGUCUGUAACAAGUCUUACAAGAUAUGAGAUGUUCCAAAUUCAUCAAACUGAUGCUAAUUGCAAGUUAAAAGCAUUUCUUAAAAUGAUGGGAGAAGCAGCAACAGUUGUCUGCAUGGGAGGACCAACUAUAGGUCAGCAGGGUUAGGAGGUAAUGUAAAGGAAAUCUUGCCUGUGGAAUCCCAACCUACACCUGCUAACAACAAACCAACAUCAGAAAGUUUAAUUUAUUUUUUAAUUAUUUGAACAAAUACAUAAGUUGCUCAUUACACUUGUGCAUUAUGUAUUAGAAUUUAGAUGUAAAAUAUAAAUUUUGCACAAAAAAAUUGGUGCUCAAAUCAAAGCCCUCCAUGCAGGAACUGUCCAUUUAGGGUAUUGAUUUGCAAGUUGUUUACCAGGCAGAAGACAAGGAGCACUGCUCACAAGGUGUACAUGUGUGUAUGUAUGUAUGCAUAUUGCCCGUGGGUGUGUAGCUUGUAUGUGUAUGUGCACAUAAUAAGUUGUAUAUAGUGAGGAAUGAGUGCUGUGAGCCCAGUGGUGCAGCACACAGGGUGACUUGAGUGGACCCUGCACCCAGUGCUCACACAAUCAUUGGCACCAUUAUUUAUCAUAUAUAAAAAUUCAUGCAUUAAGAAAUUUAUUAUCGUCUUGAAAGGAGUUGCAACCAAAAUUUCAGUUCUCCAAAGAAUGUGCGAUUGUUUUGUGAUGGGAGUGGAUUAUUUUCCAAUUCAUCACAACUUAAGUUAAACAGUAUAAGCAUUCUGUAAGAUACAGGAAAUUAUAUAUAUUUAAAUAAUUUUCUUUUCUCAGAAAAAGUAAUGGACAUUAUUAGGUGUUACUUAAUAGCAAUGUCACGGUGAUUAAUACACUGUGAUACCAGUGUAACUGACUAUUAUAGAUUCCUGUUGAAAAUAAUUAAGAAUUGUGUACCUUCAACAGUGUAAACUUUGUUGUAGUUCUUUACUUGGUGUGCUCCUGCUGGCAGCCUGUGCAUGCCAGAAGGUGCUGUGCUUGAAAACGGGGAAAUAGUAAAUUGGUUGACAUGACCUCCAUACAUACUCUUAUGCUCUUCAUUCUUUUUUAUUAUGUUAUGGUGAUUGUGUGUAUGGUAUGGCAGCUUGUGGUGUGUGUGAUGGCACCUAAAAAAAGGAGGAUCCUGUGAAGUGCUCCUGAGGUACCAUCAAUACUUCUAGAUAACAUGAGACUGGUAGCUUUAUUUUGAAUCUGACAUUAAGGACUUAGUUAAGUGCUGUGUAGAAUUGCAGUGCAAGAUACUUGAGGGUUAUAAAAUAUACCACAUGUACGUAUCAAAAAUGUCUUGUGAGGGGCGGGGGUACAAAAGAUGCGGAACAGAAAGCCUAAAUUCUUAUAGUGUGAAGUAAAACAGGGCACUCAUCCCCUUUCCCUACCAUGUGUGUAUGCCUUUAGGGGCAGGGUUUAUAUGUAAUGAUGUUUUCUUUCUUAGCCUUUCAGUCUUGGCGAGAUUCCAACUGGAAGGCUUUCAGCAUUUGCUCAAGUAGGGUACUUUUUGGACCAGCUCUGUUUUGGUUAAGGGGAUAGCUGUGCUGUCUGGUGAGGGAGAUCGUUUAUAGUGAGGACGUAGUGGGGGAAAUAGUCUUUAUUCUGCCGAGAAAUACACAUAGUUAGGAAUCAGUCGUCUCAUGCUUGAACUCUUGCCAAAUUCUAAUCAUGUUCAUAACUUUUACCUCUUGUUCUGGAAGGAAAACUGCUCACCUCACACUCCAUAUAAUACUGAGGCAGGCAGCUGAUCAUGCAGGCAUGAGCAGGGAGGUUGUGCUCUAAUGUGAACACUGUAAAGGUCAUCCAGUUCAGCAACAGUAAUGUCACAGGUUAUGCUGCUAAUUAUGUUUUUACAUAUGGGUCUGAAGCACAUGUUUUUUAACCACUUAAUAAAACAACCUCAUGCUCUUACUGUUGUCAGCUGUCUGGUGUGGCUUUCAUAUUUCUUAUUCUCAUUGAAAGGUUUGUAAUUAACUGUUUGUUACAGUUUCACUGUGAACCUAAUUACUUAAAUGCAGAUUCAUGUGUGUAAGUAUUAUUGGUGUACUGAGAUAUGGGAUGUUAAAAGUUAACACUGAAAUUAGGCUUUAUGAGUGCAGUGAGUGAGGGCCAAGAUUGUUUUCCAUUGUUAGCAUUGAUAGGACUGACUCAUGUGCACGUGAGAGUAUUUGAGCCAGUGAGACCCGUGAGAAAGAAUCCCUGGAGCUGGUACAGAUCUUAUUGGGUGUGUAUAUUAGGAUCUUGUUGAAGUGUUAAGUUGGCAGUGAUCUCAGUUGAAGCCAAUAUAAUCUAUUGUUAUGGCAUCUUUUUAAAAAUUGAAAUAGCCAUUAUUAGUUUUGCAGUAGUUGUUUUCAGUUAGGUAAAGCAGGGCUUUUACAUGUGCCAAUUGAAUCUCAGAUUAGAGAUAAUUAUUGUAAUUUUCCAGAGAUGAUGUGGUUGGUCACUGCCAACUUUAACCAUUCUAUGGCAAUUAGGAAAUUUGCACCAGAGUGCAAGAUGUUUGAAAGUACAAAUAUUUAUUACAAGCCUCGAGUUUUGACAUACUGCAUUCCUGUUGGGCAUCAACAUUUUCUCCUGGAAAGCUGAAAACUGCCAGUAAAUUAUAAGGAAUUCAAUAAUUUCUUGACAUCAAAUAACAGUUUUGAAUCUAAGUUGUGGGGAGGAUGCAGAGGCCCAUUGGAAUGAUACACUGAAGGUCCUAUACUCUCACUGUCAUGUGCAGGAUGAUGUGUGUACCCAAGGUGUUGUGCCACACUGCACACCAGUGUCACUGAAUGUUUCUAGUGCUAGGGUUUUCUUACAUUUCUGGGUCUGCUGGCACACUGUUUUCUGCACGGCUGCCUGGCACAAUUAUUAUCCAUUUACAGAUAUGCAUAAGUUUUAUACACGGAAGUAUUUUCUCAAAUCUAUUCACACAGAUACCUCCCCCACUGCCAUUUCAGAAAUAGUGUAGUAGUUUUGCGAAAGCCUUUCAAUGUUUCUUUGGACUUGAAUUUUAUUUUUUCAAAAAGAUACAAGUUCAGAUGGGAAAAAAAUAUUGGUUUAACUAAAUCCAAGGAUAAUAAUAAGACUGCCUGGUAGACACAGUGCAGUCUGUGCCUCAGCAAGCACAGGACAGUGGGAAAACAUUGCUGCACUGGGAAUUGUUUGUAGCACACCAUUUGGUCGUGUGUUGUGGCCAUGGGAAGCCACACUUUUUAAACUUAACAAUUUUAUGGUCAUUGCAGCAGCCAGACCCACCUUUGACACCUUAGGGUGCCUCUUGCUGUUGUGGAUCUGGUCAGGCUGCUCCAAUGACAACUUCAAAAAGCUUAAUUAUUUGCCACCAUGUACAUCUGCAGGCUGACUUCUUAAAACCAAAGAUUUGUACUUUCUGUUAUCCUGUCAGUUUUGUAAUGUCGGUAAUUGUACAUUCGUUUUAAGUUUUGAACCUCGCAAAAACUUCACACCUUUACAUUUUCCAGCAGGUGUCUGCUUUCAGUUUUUUACUUUUAUUUCCUUAUAAAUAUAUAACUGGAGAUCAAUAUGAAAAAUCUCUCCUCUCUUGUUUAUAUAGAAUAUGAAAAAAUCUCAUCUUCA
Messenger RNA from Eriocheir sinensis (Chinese mitten crab), 6113 nucleotides. RefSeq names its product helix-loop-helix protein 11-like (gene crp). Lineage: Eukaryota; Metazoa; Arthropoda; Malacostraca; Decapoda; Varunidae. The transcript is spliced from 8 exons. Gene Ontology annotation, cellular component: nucleus. The record is from RefSeq and is a predicted model, not a curated record. The coding region runs from base 136 to 1809 and encodes 557 amino acids. Gene Ontology annotation, biological process: regulation of transcription by RNA polymerase II. Gene Ontology annotation, molecular function: RNA polymerase II cis-regulatory region sequence-specific DNA binding; DNA-binding transcription factor activity, RNA polymerase II-specific; protein dimerization activity.